UCAAUGUCACAGAAAUGUUGAGAAAUAGAAAAAUAUUUAGAGAAAAAUACAGUUUCAAUUUUAAAAUACGUGGCUUUACAGUUUGUGAAAAUACUUGAUACAAUAAAUUGUUUCGGUUUUUUUUUAAACGAUAGAAAUGCGUCCUCUCUGGUUAUGUUUGCUUCUAUUACCACUUUUACUGGGAAGUGGAAUAGGCUUUUACUUUUUAAUUUUUAAAUCUCCAUCAACUUCUACAGAUGGUUCGAAAAAUAAUGUUGAUCCAUUGUUUAUUGUAAAAGAAAACGUUGAAUCACAAUCUUCGCAACAACUUUCUUCUGCUCAUCCACCAUCACCAAUACAACAAUCACCACCAAUAACAUCAACACCAUUACCAACAACAACAUCAACAACACCAACAACAACAUCAAUAACACCAUCACCAACUACACCAACAACACCAAUACCAUCACCAACUACACCAACAACAACAUCAACAACACCAUCACCAACUACAACAACAACACCAUCACCAACAACACCAACACCAUCACCAACUACACCAACACCAUUACCAACUACACCAACAACAUCAACAACACCAUCACCAACUACAACAAAAACACCAUCACCAACAACACCAACACCAUCACCAACUACACCAACACCAUCACCAACUACACCAACAACAACAACAACUCCAAAGCCUCAAUAUGAAAAUAUCGUCAUUAAAAUCAAUAAAAUCGAUUUUAAUAUAGAAAAAACACUAAUUGUGUCUAAUAUUACUGAUACAACCGUCCAAUUAAAGUGGAGCAAACCGAGAAUGUCAUACGGUAAUGUAGAAUACAUUAUCACAGGGCAUGGAAAAAAUGAAAUUGUGAAAUCAUUUCAAGACUUUCCGGAACAUAUUGUCAAAGACCUCCAGCCAGGGGAACGAUACACAUUUCGGGUUACAGCUUCAGGGAUCGAUUUUAAUGUUGAAAGUAAACAAAUCGUAACCAAAACUGCAAUAGGUAAACCUGGUCCCCCUACAGACCUGAAGGUAUCAAAAAUGAAGUACGUAAGAAGCAUGAUAAUCGAAUGGAGAAGACCACUGGGAAGUGAGAUCAUCACAGGAUAUAAUCUUCAUAUUGCUAAAAAUGGGUCAGGUGCAGUACAAGAUACGCAAGUUUUUGACACUUCAGAUUAUCCAAAAUAUAUAUACUACUUUGAAGAAAGCAGUGAGUUUGACAUAACAGUCACAUCAUUCAAUACGCAAGGAACCUCUUCGAGUACUACAGUACAGUUUACAUCUGACCCUAUAAAUAAUGGGAAUGCCUAUCCUAAUUCAUUAAAAGUAUCAAAAAUUAAGGAUACAACUGUCUAUUUAAAUUGGGGAACAUUAGAUAAUGUUGACGCAUCGGGAUAUGUAAUAGCGGCCACCAAAAGUGCCGAUGAAAAUCCUACAGUAGAAGAUUUUUAUAAUAUAUUAUAUUCACCAUUACUUCCAGUUGUUGGACUUACUCCAGGAAUGGAAUAUAGUUUUCAGUUAUAUCCCUUAAAUACAACGGAUGAAAGCCAUGAGAUUCAUACUGAUAAAAAAAUAAGAACUAAAUGGCCAUUAGGCAAACCUAACAAUCUAGGAGGAACACUUACAGUGUCUGUUAUUGAGAAUUCAGCGAAACUAACGUGGAAAAAUUCUCCAUUAGAUGUAAUCACAGGCUAUGUUAUCACGACAUUUAACGCAAAUGACUUGAGUUUGGUAUAUUUUCAUCACAUUUAUGAUACACCAGUCUCCGUUAAAUUCAAUGUUCCUGAACUAAAAUCGGGAAAUUCAUAUGCAUUUCAAGUUACCGCUUUUAAUUGCUUAGGCUUCUCCGACAGUCUUCAAAGUAAUGUAGUCAGAAUUAAGUAGAAAAUUCUUUUCUUAACUAAAUCAAAACUAAUCAAUUUGUGAAAAAUCUACAAACCUGAUUUCGUUUAAUUAAAUGUCUCAGUUCUUUUAGAAACUGAUAAAAUAAGAAAAAUAAUAUAUCUAGUGAUAAAAUUAUCACUAGUGAUAAAAAUAAUUUAUCUACUGAUAAAAUAAAACAAAUAAUAUAUCUACUGUGACGUAUAAAUAAAAACCAUAA
Molecule: messenger RNA, 2087 nt
Organism: Leptopilina heterotoma
Lineage: Eukaryota; Metazoa; Arthropoda; Insecta; Hymenoptera; Figitidae
Product: mucin-5AC-like
Exons: 6
Coding region: 137-1870 (577 amino acids)
Molecular function (GO): protein binding
Source: RefSeq, a predicted model, not a curated record